AUGUCUGCCGAAAUGGACCAGUCCUGCCUCUUCCAAUCAGCUAACGAACGCCCUGAACCAAUCAGCGCUGAGAUAAAAGGUAUAAUUCCCACUUGGCUGACGGGAACCUUGGUACGGAUAGGACCUGGCAGAUUUGAGUGCGGUGAAACGCCGCUCAAACACUGGUUUGAUGGCCAAGGACUUCUGCACCGCUUUCACAUAGAAGCCGGUCAAGUGACAUACAGUAACAAGUUUGUGCGAAGCGACAGUUAUGCCGACACCUUAGAACGCGGUAAUCUUUCUCAUCUAGAGUUCGGCACAUUUGUUCCUCCUGAUCCAUGCAGGAACAUCUUUUCCCGUUUCUUCUCGCGCUUUCGUGGAAAAGAACUUCCCUUUGAUAACACCACUGUCAACGUCUUUAUGAUGAAAGACAAGAUGUUCGCGACAAGUGAAUCCAAUUUCUUAUAUGAGAUCGAUGCUAGGACUCUAGACACCUUGAGGAGGGUGAACAUCACGGAUGAAUUUCCAGGUAAGUAGCUGUAUUAAACUGUGGAGACACGUUCGCCUAUCCCUGACUCGUCCCAGUCGUCUCUUUUGUCUCGUCUUGUAAUCCUAAUUUUCAGCUUGCUGUUACGCAUGCUUGGCAAGUAUGUAGCACUCGGAAUGGAAUAGAGCGCAAUCUGAUCGCGCGCGUUUGUACCCUAUAUCACAUGAGAUGUACGCAAAGCACCAGCGUUGGAGCAAAGGCGUUUUGACCUUCGAUUAGAAGCCCGAAACUCGUUGGCAUUCCCUAACCGUUGCUACCAAUAGUUAAGUAUUAGGCAAAGACGUUUAUGAGCGGAAAGCGUCAACUGGAAGUGAGGACUUGACGAUACCGAAUUAUUUUUGCCGUGUCUUUACUUUCACGAUUUUCCACUGCUCAAAAAUGCAAUACGUCCACUUCGGUUUUACUUCGGUCGCUCAAAAACGUCUUUGCUUAAGUAACGGGUGAAACGCGUGAAAGAUCCUGCGGGGAAGAUGGAAAGGACGAGAAAGGAAUUUCUUCCUCUUUCCUCCAUCAUUUGCUUACCCAGCUCCGAGGAACUCUGGAUGUUAAUUACAAACUUUCGUUCCGGAGCAUAUCCCACUCUUACUAGCUUUUAUUCCGGUUUAAUCUUAUGUUUUUUUUUUUUCAGGUGAUGUUAAAAUCAACUCUGCAACGGCCCACCCGCACCAAACCCCGGACGGUUCAGUCAUCAACGUCACUGUAACAUUUGGCCGAAUCUCCUCUUACAAAAUCAUCCAGAUACCACCCUCCUCGGGACAAGCGGAUGUGAAUGCUUUAGAGGGUGGAAGGGUACUUUGCACAAUCCCACCUACAAGUGGUAUAGGGUACUUUCAUAGCUUCUGCCUCACCGAUAAUUACAUCAUUGUGACUGAACAACCACUGAUGGUUGGAAUAUGGAAAGCUCUCGCGCACAAGCUUGUUGCCUCUAGUUUUGAACGCUGGCUUCGCUGGGAUGCAAAACAGCUCGUAAGAUUUCACAUUAUCGACAGAAAAGAUGGUCACCGCGUGGGCAUCUUCACAGCAGAGCCAUUCUUCGUGUUCCACCACAUCAACGCAUUUGAAAAAGAUGAGGAGAUCUAUCUCGAUGCCUGCUGUUACCAUGACAACUCGAUUAUAAAACAGUUGUACCUUCAUAACCUGCGCUCACCUGCAGAAACAGGUCAGAAGAAGUUCGAUGUCCCGGAUGCGCGCCGUUAUAAGCUUCCUUUGGGAGAACUUCGUGAUGGUGAUGAAAAAGAGAAACCUUUGCUCAAGGCAGGUGAUGGGAUGGAUUAUUCUUUGCUGUGCACAGGAAUUGAAUUGCCGAGAAUAAAUUACGAGGAGUUUAAUGGUAAACCAUACAGGUUUGUGUCGGAUUUUAAUUAGUACCAGACUCUUGAAUCCGAUUAUGAGGUACUAUUUAUUGUGAUUAGCUAUCAUUUCGACCGUCACAACCAGUUUAGGGUCUCACCCACAGGCCACCCUGCAUAGCAUGCAGUUCUUCUGUAUCAGUUGAAUUGUUUCACCCUGGUUCGAGUCCUUAUAACAAGAGUAAAGCCGUACUUGCUUAAUUUAACCACCACUGAACACGUAUAAUGAUUUUCAGGUUUGUGUAUGGCGUUGGAUCAUCUGACGUUGGGAUCUUUGCCAAGCUCAUCAAACUUAAUGUGGAUACUGGGGAGUUUGUCACCUGGGAGGAGCCGGAAGGGUUCACGUCAGAACCUGUAUUUGUCAGGACGCCUGAUGGGAAGGCAGAGGAUGAUGGUGUCAUCUUGUCGUGCGUGAUUAAUGUCAAAGACCAGACCACCUCUCUGUUGGUACUGGAUGCCAAAGAAUUCAAGGAGCUGGGUCGCGCUGUUGUCCAAGAAGUUACUCCAGCCACCCUCCAUGGAAUCUUUCAGUAG
Porites evermanni is the source of this 2409-nucleotide messenger RNA. Lineage: Eukaryota; Metazoa; Cnidaria; Anthozoa; Scleractinia; Poritidae. The record is from the annotation of a GenBank genome assembly.